This is a messenger RNA of Wyeomyia smithii (pitcher-plant mosquito), 984 nucleotides long. RefSeq lists its product as uncharacterized. Lineage: Eukaryota; Metazoa; Arthropoda; Insecta; Diptera; Culicidae. The transcript is spliced from 3 exons. The coding region runs from base 100 to 948 and encodes 282 amino acids. The record is from RefSeq and is a predicted model, not a curated record.
UUCAGUACCAGUGCGAACUUCCUGGCAAGCUCUAGUUUUUCUCGACCCAGCCGAAGGCAAUGAACAGUUAACUGGUUGCGUUUCGUAUGGGACGCGACAAUGGCCAAAACUAAGUGGAACAUACUUUUCGUUACUUUUGUGCUGUCUUGCUUAUCGCUGGCAACACUAAUCGUUUCGCUGUGUACACCCUACUGGGUGGUUUCCGAAGCUUACGAAUCAAGAGCAUCUAAAAAUAGCGAGAUACAGUACGGUCUUUUCACUGGAUCGCUAACAAGGAAUGUUUUACUCAGCUCAGCGCACUAUGAUCUAGCAGUUAUCUGCCUGUAUGAGCACAAUGCUUGCGUCUACAGUUGCCAGAAAGAAGAGGCAAAACGUGAAUCGGAACUAUUAGAUAUGAUGAAUGGUCGUACACCAGCGGAAUGUCCGCUAGUCAACACCAAGCUGUUAUCUACUAGCAAGUCUGCUGACGCUGUAACGGCAGUUUCCUCCAAGGCUGCUUCGAAGGAUGAUUUUAUCAAUGCCGGUAUGUGGGUUACGACUGUUGUUUUUCUGGGGAUUGCAACCGCUUUCUCUGGUGCUAGCGUUAGUUUGUCCAUCAUCAACGUUCUGUUUAAUCCAGUGGAGCCAAUUUUGAGCGUGUUUGGACUGUACAUCUGGAACGGGAUUGUGAUUGGUGCUACAUUGAUGACCAUGAUUCUUUGGGGAGCUCUGUUCGGAACGCAACUUAGUGGCAAUAUUGGCAUCACAGACACGCUUACGCCAGAAGCACCGUACAGUUCCAAGGGUUUGGCAGCCCUUGGCGCAAGUUACUGGAUUUUGUUUAUUCCGAUGGUUUUUCACGGGGUCAACAUAGGCCUGCUGCUGUGGAGACAAUACCAAAUUAACAAGGAACCACCGCCGACGACAAUCGGCUUAGAUAAAUCUGAUCUAACCAUCAUAAUGUUCUAGAAUACGUUAUAAUCACUAAAAAGGUUACAAAAAUGA